Molecule: messenger RNA, 1696 nt
Organism: Sitophilus oryzae (rice weevil)
Lineage: Eukaryota; Metazoa; Arthropoda; Insecta; Coleoptera; Curculionidae
Product: somatostatin receptor type 5-like
Exons: 5
Coding region: 140-1360 (406 amino acids)
Biological process (GO): neuropeptide signaling pathway
Cellular component (GO): membrane
Molecular function (GO): neuropeptide receptor activity
Source: RefSeq, a predicted model, not a curated record
ACCAUGCAAAUUUGUACAUAUCGCAUACGUAUCUCGAUAGAUUUUCUGUAACUUCUGUUUUUUUGCGCUAUUAAUAAUUAAUCAGUUUGUACUGUGCUUUGACUGAUUAGUGAUUAGUGUUUCCAAUGAUCGUGAAACUAUGGGAACUGGCAGUUCAAAGGUUGAUGGAUAUAAUGGAACGGUGGUACCAGAUUAUAUACUAAAAGUAAUAACAAUAAACAAAACCUUACACUAUUGGAUUAUAUUGAUAAUAUCUAUAAUUGCAGUUUUUGGAAACUUGAUAGUCAUUAGGACAGUAAUCUGUAGGAAAUAUAAAUAUUUACAAAAGACUUGCAUAAUAUCACUGGCUUUAUCCGAUCUUCUGACUGUGGUACUCUUUGCUACUAGUAACUUGGAUCUUCUUUCUAAACCUUUGAUGACAUGGCCUUUUGGUGAGUUUCUAUGUUAUUACUUACCAGUAGGACAAGUGUUGGGUAAUUUUGCUAGUUCCUUGGCACUUUUCGUGAUAGCUCUGGAUAGAUACCAUAACGUAAUCCAUGCUUUUAGUAAAAAAUGGGAUCCAGGUCUACUAUACUGCCUCCUUGGAGCGUUAGCCUUAUGGCUCGUUUGUGCAGGAAUGUCAUACCCCAUGUCGACAUUUUACUUUUAUAUACCUCUGGUAGUAAACAACGAAAAUGUGUUCUUAUGUUCAGGAACGUCAAAUACCAAAUCCGAAAUUUUGUCUUACUACAGCUCAAUAAACGUAUUGUUCUUCUUUCCGGUCAUCUCUAUGUUUUUCUGGUUCUACUAUAAAAUUGCUUUACUUAUUUGGCGUCACAGAAAACCAGUAACAAACGAAAGAUGUCAAGAAGUCACUGAUAUCUCUACUACGUCCGUUAGAUCUCCUGUUCCUAGAAUCAAAUCCAUCAUGAAGAAACGCAAUCUUCAGAUGGAAAGAAAAAUGAGAACGUUCAAAAUAGUCGUUGUCCUUAUUUUUGCUUUUAUUGGCUGCAGAAUGCCUCACUGGCUGUUUAUGCUUUAUAAUUUGUUAAAAGAAGUACCUGCCAGCAUAGCAUGGAACUUGAGGUUUUCGUUUAUAGCUUUGAAUUUGUUCAACUGUGUUUUAAACCCUUUUCUGUACACUUACUUGGGCCAAACUAUAUAUAUUUUCAGAAAAAUUAAUGAUUUUAUGUGUAAAAUUUGCUGCUGUUGCUGCUCGAAUGCCGAAUUUGAGGAUUACGAGACUGGUCAAGGUUUUAUGGACUAUAGACAAAACGAGAAUAAUGGAAAUCAGCAAAAUAAGAUGGUGAACAAAUCUGCAGAUGUUAAAGUCACGUUUGCUGCAUGCCUGCCAAAAUACACCCAAAAAGAAAGAUAUUGAAACUGAUUUUUCUGUUAUUUUUAUUAAAUUUUGUGAAUAUUACUUCAUGUUAUCUUAAUACAAAUUAGAAUGGAUCGUAGAGACUGAAAUCGGGGUAUAUUGAGCAUGUCUAAUCGAUCUUAAACCACGAGCGUCUAUAUAAAUUAUUUCCCAAGACUCGAGAAGUUAUAUUUACUGUGAUUAGGCAAAAUCAACUGCUAGAAAUGGAAUAUCUUCUCCAGCGAGUUCAUAGCAAUGGAGUAUGCUAAGAACAAACUUAUACAAGAUGUUUCAAAAAACAUGUGCCAUCUCUUGUGGGGAGAUUUCUUAGGUAAAAAUAAGAUUUAUUUUUCAUAU